AUGUUCUUCAAGAAACCCCAACAAACACAAAGUCAGCUUCCAGUUGAGAAGCCCGAUGUUUUUUCAACAGGCCGGAACUCGACCGGGGAAGACACGCAUACGUCCAAAGAUACUGACGAAGAGAGGCGACCCCAGUCAGACGCAGAAGAUGGAGUUCAGUACCCUUCCGGACUGAACCUCGCCUUGGUUCUUACGUCGCUCUUCAUUAGCAUGUUCUUGGUUUCUCUGGAUCGACUUAUCAUCACGACUGCCAUCCCCAAGAUUACCGACGAGUUCGAUUCCGUAACUGAUGUGGGUUGGUACGGCUCUAUCUACCUCCUGACAACUUGUGCCUUCCAACUACUAUUCGGCAAAGUAUACUCUUUCUAUAACGUUAAGGCCACUUUCCUAGCCUCUGUGCUCCUCUUCGAAGUUGGGUCUACAAUUUGCGGGGCUGCUCCGAACUCAGACGUUUUCAUCUUCGGACGAGCUCUCGCAGGAGUAGGAUCAGCUGGAAUCCUCAGCGGCGUAAUCAUCGUUAUCGUCCAUGUGGUUCCCUUGCACAAACGCCCGCUCUACCAAGGCAUGUUUGGCGCCGUCUUCGGUAUCGCGUCUAUCAUCGGGCCUUUGGUUGGAGGAGCCUUCACAUCCAAGGUCACUUGGAGAUGGUGUUUCUACAUCAAUCUACCAUUUGGAGGAGUGGCUGCUCUGGUCAUCAUCUUUCUCUUGAGGAUCCCAGAGAGGGAGACAACCAAGCUGUCAACCAAAGCCAAAUUGGCACAGUUAGAUUUCUACGGUACUUCAUUGCUUAUCCCGGGCACUGUCUGCUUGCUUUUGGCGCUUCAGUGGGGAGGGUUGACUUACCCCUGGAGCGAAGGACGCAUCGUUGCAUUGCUUGUCCUCGCCGGUGUUCUGUUGUUGGGCUUUGUUGCUGUCCAGGCUCUUCUGCCCAACACGGCUACCAUUCCCCCACGAAUCUUUAAGCAGCGCAGCAUCCUUGCUGGUGUCUUCACCACAUUGUGCAUUGGAUCGCAGAACAUGAUCAUCAUCUACUAUCUCCCCAUCUACUUCCAAGCAAUCCAGGGGGUGUCGGCUGUAGAGUCAGGCAUUCGCCUACUCCCUCUCGUCUUGGCCAUGGUCGUCGCAUCUCUUAUGACUGGCGCCCUCAUCCGUCGGACGGGUUACUUCACACCCUUCUUGAUUGCCGGCAUCUGCUUCAUGAGCAUCGGUGCUGGUCUUCUCAACACGCUGCAGAUCGACACUCCCAGCUCCAAAUGGAUUGGAUACCAGGUCCUCUAUGGCUUUGGUACUGGCUGCGCUUCACAAGUCCCCAAUAUCGCAGCCCAGGCCGUAUUGCCGAAAAAGGAUGUCCCCAUCGGCAUGUCUCUCAUGUUCUUCGCCCAGCUUCUCGGAGGUGCCAUCUUCAUCUCAGUUGGCCAAAAUGUCCUCAACAAUCAACUACUUGAGCGACUUUCGUCGGUUCCCGGGUUCAGCCCAGCCCUGAUUGAGAACAGCGGUGCCACAUCGUUGACGAACCUACCGGCCGACGUCAAGACCACUGUUCUGAUCGGAUACAAUGAGUCUCUGCGGGUUGUCUUCCGACUUGGUAUGAUCCUGACUUGUAUUUCUAUUCUUGGUGCUUUGGCAAUGGAGUGGAAGAGCGUGAAGCAAGGCGCAAAUAAGCAGACGGAGAAGAUUGGGGUAGAUGAGGCGGCCGAGAAGGUUUGA
This is a messenger RNA of Colletotrichum karsti, 1707 nucleotides long. RefSeq lists its product as uncharacterized. Bases 1 to 1707 code for a protein of 568 amino acids. The record is from RefSeq and is a predicted model, not a curated record. Gene Ontology annotation, biological process: transmembrane transport. Gene Ontology annotation, molecular function: transmembrane transporter activity. The transcript has 5 exons. NCBI's taxonomy places the organism in Eukaryota, Fungi, Ascomycota, Sordariomycetes, Glomerellales, Glomerellaceae.